AUGACUAGUACAGGAAAUGAGGAUACAGCGGGUGCAAGGAUGAUACAUAUCAAAGCCGUAGUGGUUGGAGACGGCUCAGUGGGCAAGACCUGCCUUCUUUUUGUCUAUGCGAAUAACUCAUUUCCAGAGGACUACUUGCCAACAGUCUUUGACAACUAUUCUGCCAACGUCGUUGUUGACAACUUGACGAUAAAUAUUGGUCUCUGGGAUACUGCGGGCCAGGAGGAUUACGACAAAUUGCGACCCUUGAGCUAUCCAGGGGCGCACGUAUUUUUGCUCUGCUUUAGCGUCGUUUCCAGCACUUCGUUUGCAAACAUCAGAUCCAAAUGGUACACAGAGGUCAAGGAGUACUGUCCAAACGUGCCGAUGAUCCUUGUCGGAACAAAGUAUGACCUGCUGUCCGACGAGGCUUACCUGGCCAAGAUGAAAGAGAAGAACCAAUCCCCGGUGUCUGAUGAACGUGCAGAGGAAGUUGCAAAAGAGAUAAAGGCCAUUAAGUACAUUAGCUGCAGUGCCCGAUGCCAACUUCGCGUAAAGGACGUGUUUGAUAGUGCAAUCCGCGCGGCUCUCAAGAAUAUGGGGAUGAUGGGUAGUGGGACUUCCAAGGCAGGAAAGAAAAAGGAUGGAUCUGGAAAGGGAAAGUGUGUUAUAUUCUAG
Molecule: messenger RNA, 657 nt
Organism: Giardia duodenalis
Lineage: Eukaryota; Fornicata; Diplomonadida; Hexamitidae
Product: Rac/Rho-like protein
Exons: 1
Coding region: 1-657 (218 amino acids)
Biological process (GO): small GTPase-mediated signal transduction; regulation of actin cytoskeleton organization; establishment or maintenance of cell polarity
Cellular component (GO): plasma membrane; cell cortex; cell projection
Molecular function (GO): protein kinase binding; GTP binding; GTPase activity
Source: RefSeq, a predicted model, not a curated record